AUGGAGCCACGUCCUUUGCACAUAGCAAUGUAUCCAUGGUUAGCCAUGGGUCACCAAACCGCAUUCCUCCACCUAUGUAACAAGUUAGCCGUAAGGGGUCACAGAAUCUCUUUCAUUACUCCCCCAAAAGCACAAGCCAAGUUGGAAUCAUUCAACUUGCACCCUGAGUUCAUCAUAUUUAUUACCAUCAAAGUUCCUCACGUUGAAGGGCUUCCCGCUGAUGCGCAAACCACUGCAGAUGUCCCUUACCCUUUGCAACCAAGCAUCAUGACAGCCAUGGAUCUCACCAAACAUGACAUUGAAACCCUUCUUACUGACCUCAAACCUGACCUUGUCUUCUAUGACUUCACACAUUGGAUGCCAAGCUUGACAAAGAAGUUAGGCAUCAAGGCUGUGCACUAUUGCACUGCUAGCUCUGUGAUGGUUGGUUACACUCUCACACCAGCCAGAUAUCACCAAGGGACUGACCUAUCAGAAAGUGACCUCAUGGAACCCCCUGAAGGGUACCCUGACUCAUCCAUCAAGCUUCAUGCUCACGAGGCUCGUGCAUUUGCUGCGAAAAGAAAGGAGCAAUAUGGGAGCGGUGUUCUCUUCUACGAUCGCCAAUUCAUUGCACUGAAUGAAGCUGAUGCCUUGGCAUACAGAACAUGCAGAGAAAUUGAAGGGCCGUAUCUUGAAUUCAUUGGAAACCAGUUUAACAAGCCUGUGCUUGCAAGUGGUCCAGUUAUUCUAGAGCCACCAACCACUGAAUUGGAGGAGAAAUUCUCCACAUGGCUUGGAGGGUUUGAACCAGGCUCUGUGGUUUAUUGUUGUUUUGGGAGUGAAUGCACUUUGAGGCCAGAUCAGUUCCAAGAGUUGAUGCUUGGCCUUGAGCUCACUGGCAUGCCAUUCUUGGCAGCAGUGAAGCCUCCGGUAGGGUUUGAGACAGUGGAAUCAGCAAUGCCUGAAGGGUUUGAAGAGAAGAUUCAAGGUAGAGGGUUUGUGUAUGGAGGGUGGGUUCUGCAGCAGUUGAUUCUGGCACACCCUUCUGUAGGUUGCUUCAUCACACAUUGUGGGUCAGGAUCUUUGUCUGAGGCACUGGUGAACAAGUGUCAGUUGGUGCUACUGCCUAACGUUGGUGACCAGAUCCUGAAUGCAAGGAUGAUGGCGAACAACUUGGAGGUUGGUGUGGAAGUGGAGAAAGGUGAGGAUGGAAAGUACACAAAGGAGAGUGUGUGCACAGCUGUGAGCAUUGUAAUGGAUCAGGAGAAUGAAACUAGCAAAAAGGUGAGGGAUAAUCAUGCUAGGCUCAGAGAGACACUGCUUGACAAAGAUUUGGAGUCCUCUUAUGUUGACAACUUCUGCAUGAGGCUCCAAGAGAUUGUUGAUAAAGGAGUUUGA
Messenger RNA from Sphenostylis stenocarpa, 1380 nucleotides. The record is from the annotation of a GenBank genome assembly. NCBI's taxonomy places the organism in Eukaryota, Viridiplantae, Streptophyta, Magnoliopsida, Fabales, Fabaceae.